AUGGCCGAGACACUGGUAGAAACGACGACGACGACGACAUCAUCGUCGUCGACUACCCCGCCUAGUUCUAUACAUGAGACAGCUGCAGCGCCCUUCGAAGAAGUCCGUUUUGAAGAAGCGCCCAAAGAAAGGCGACGACAGAGGCUUCUUCGCGGCAUUCAGAGAAUUUCCUCUUCCCCUUCGCUGGCACAAAUUGGACGCGCACGUUCUUCGAGCUCUCCGUAUAGCACACGGGGCAGUCUGUCAUGUGUCAGUUUAGCAGCAACUUCGCCAUUCGCCCAAUACACCCCUGGGACCUCUACUCCCAGCUACUACUCCAACGGGCAACCGUCCAUUCCUGGCAGUCCGACAGUUGAGUUUCCCGCGUUUGAAGGCAUAGAAACUCGACUCGCCAUUCGAAAGGUUGACAAUGCGUCGACUCCCUGUUUGACCCCGGCCACCGUUGGCCUACCUCCCGAGCUCAAGACACGAUCCCGAUCCGGCACGGCUCGCAAGCCCCUGUACGACUUUUGGGCAAAUAUGCCUGACGAAAUCCGGUUACAUAUAUUUUCGUAUCUUCACCCGAAAGAGCUUGUAAGGGCUUCUCGCGUGAGCAAGGAGUUUCACACCUACUGCUUUGAUGGCCAACUGUGGACGAUGCUCGAUGCCUCGGACUUUCAUCAGGACAUCCCGGCCGAAUCUCUGGCUAAAAUCAUUGUGGCUGCCGGUCCGUUUGUUAAAGAUCUAAACCUGCGUGGGUGCAUCCAAGUCGAGCAUUAUAAGAGGGCCGAGGUCCUUGCCAAGGCUUGUAGAAACCUGAUCAACGCAACGCUGGAGGGCUGCCGCAACUUUCAAAAGUCAACACUUCACAGCCUCAUCAAAGCCAACGAAAAGCUGGCCAAUCUGAACCUCACCGGGUUGCCUGCUGUGUCCAACAGCACUUGCAAGAUCAUCUCCCAACACUGCCCGCAGCUGGAGACAUUCAACGUUUCUUGGUGCAAGCACAUGGACGCACGUGGAGUCAAGAUGGUUAUCCUCGGCUGUCCCAAACUCAGGGAUGUGCGAGCCGGCGAAAUCAAGGGUUUCGACAGUCUUGAUGUUGCUAAGGCCAUAUUUGAGACCAACCGUCUGGAGAGGUUGGUCUUGAAUGGCUGUGUCGAUCUCACAGACGAUGCUCUGAAGGUCAUGAUUCACGGCGUCGAUCCCCAAAUCGACAUUCUGUCAAACAGGCCUAUUGUGCCAGCUAGGAAGCUGCGGCACCUCAAUCUCAGUCGGUGUCGUCACCUCACCAAUCGGGGUAUUGAAACGCUCGGUUACAUGGUCCCUGACCUAGAAGGCCUGCAGCUGAGUGGGUGUUCGCAGGUGACAGAUUCAGCGCUCGAGCCUAUACUUGCUAGCGCACCGCGCCUUACUCACCUGGAGCUGGAGGACUUGUCAGAGCUUACCAAUGACCUUCUAUCUCAGCAUUUGGCUAAGGCACCUUGCGCUUCGACAUUGGAACAUCUGUCUGUCAGCUACUGCGAGAACCUCAGCGACACGGGCAUGCUUCCUGUUAUCAAAAGCUGUGUGAGCCUCCAGAGUGUUGAUAUGGAUAACACCCGCAUUGGGGACCUUGUUCUGGCGGAAGCAGCCGCCAUGGUCCGGUCUCGUGCCAGCCGCACCUCAUGUCGGGAUUCACGGCCACGGAUUGGCCUUCGCCUGGUUGUAUAUGAUUGCCAGAUGAUCACGUGGACGGGUAUCCGCGAAGUGCUUUCGUGGAAUGCCGAGAUCAGACAACCCUCUGGUAACUCGACUACAUACCCCACGGAGAUCAUCGGGCUUAAGUGCUUCUACGGUUGGCAGCAGACUGUUGACCAGCAUACCCAGCGAGUCCUGCGAGGGGACUUCGCCUCGGCAGGACGCUUGGAGCGAAAGUGGGCAGACUACAUGCAAGCGAUCGAGGAGGCGGGCGUGACGGGAGCGGGCUACCGCCGGAGGAGACGCAGAGCACGGGAGGCCCAGAUGUUGCAUGCGGAUGAGGAAGAGGGAGGCACGGGCGCAGGACGGCGCCGGGCAAGAACGGUAGCAUCAUCCUGCGCGAUCAUGUGA
Messenger RNA from Neoarthrinium moseri, 2067 nucleotides. RefSeq lists its product as uncharacterized. The transcript has a single exon. Gene Ontology annotation, cellular component: SCF ubiquitin ligase complex. The record is from RefSeq and is a predicted model, not a curated record. Bases 1 to 2067 code for a protein of 688 amino acids. NCBI's taxonomy places the organism in Eukaryota, Fungi, Ascomycota, Sordariomycetes, Amphisphaeriales, Apiosporaceae. Gene Ontology annotation, molecular function: protein binding. Gene Ontology annotation, biological process: SCF-dependent proteasomal ubiquitin-dependent protein catabolic process.